AUGGCUCCUGGAUUCGCGGACUCCUUCUGGUCAGGAGAUUACGCAGGAGGCCUCGGCGUACUCUUUGGCAAGCUUCAGCAAGGCGUCGCGGAAAAUGAACAGGUUCUUACCAUCGCGCGGAUGCGAGCUGAAGCAGAAGACAUAUAUGGGAUGCGCUUGGGCGAGAUUGGGGCUGCUACAGACAAGAUCCAGGGUGGCUUCAAUCGCGACGAUGGUGCCAGUGUUCGAAAGGCAUACGAUGGAGUGCGAACAGAGAUGGACGAGGCCGCGAAGAGCCACCGGAGAAUCGCCCAAAGCAUUCGAGACCUCGUCGUGACCCCUUUUACAAGAUGGUGCGAUGCGCAUGCUGCCCGAGUUCAGAAUUCGCAAGACGAUCUGCAAGCACGGAUAAAGGUUCACGACAAGCAAGCCGAGCUGGUAAAGAAACUGCGAAGCCAAUACUUCAACAAAUGCCGCCUGGUGGAAGAUAUCGAGGAGGAGAAUAAGCUGGCAUUUCAAAGUCCAGAAACGAGCCCAAAGCCAAAAAUUCCAGAGAUCAAAGUGCAGGAUAAGGAAGAAGAGGAAGAGCCCCUGGAGAUCGCCGAUGAGGUCUACCAACCAGAGCAAGUCAAGAAGAUCCUAACACACAUCCUGAAUACCGUCAAACUCGGCGAAACGAAGGUUCCUAUACUCGGUACAUAUCAGAACACCACAUCUGGAGCGGAUAUCGUGGACUACCUGCAAAAGCAUAUGGGAGCAACAAGCGUGAGCCACGCGGAGCGUAUCGGGCAAGAUCUGAUCACCCAUGGCUUUCUACGCCUCGUUGGCAAUGUUGGCAGUAUCUUCGCAAAUAGCUCCAAGAUGUUUUACCAAUGGAAGACGAAGGCCUUCCAGUUGACUGGAAUUCCAGAAAAGAAGCGGCCCAUGACCCGCUCCUUUUCAGUCCAAUCCACCGAUACUGUAGAUUCUCCGGUCAUGGGAACAGUGAGCGAGUAUCUGGCAGGAUGGAAUGUUUUAAACACCACACGUCCAAACGAGACGCCAAGUGAUCGACUUCGCAGAGAAGCUGCAGAGGCCGAUGAAAAAUACAAGGUUGCUGUACGCAGGCUGGAUGAGCUUCGCUGCCAACUCGAAGAAGCUAUCUUUGAGCACCUGAAAUUCCUGGAGCGAUGCGAGCUUGACCGGUUGAAGGCAAUCAAGACUAUCAUUCUAGAUUUCUCGGGCACAAUCAGUAAUGUCAUCCCAAGCCUGCAGUCCACCGUUGACAAGAUGAUGCUUUACCAAGAGACUGUACAGCCACUUGGGGACCUUCGGUAUCUUCUGGAAAACUAUCGUACUGGUGGCUUCAUCCCCAAAGUCACUGUUUAUGAAAACUACUACAACUCGGCCGAUGAGCAGACUUUCGGUGUUGAUCUCGAGGCACGAGCACGAGCGGAUAGGAAGCGGGUGCCUGCAAUCAUCACCUCGAUCCUCACCUUCUUGGACAAUCGAUACCCAGACCUCGAGGGCGAUGAGGCUCGACGAGGCGUCUGGCUGGUUGAAGUUCCACUUCAGCAAACCCACCGCUUAAGAUCUGUGCUCAAUACCGGAAAACCUUUCUCCCUCGAUAUCCUGGAUCAAUUCGAAAUCCCCAUUAUUGCUAGCGUCCUCAAAUUGUACUUGUUAGAACUACCAGACUCCUUGGUCUCGUCACACGUUUAUGAAAUUAUGAAAACCAUAUACAACACCCCAGCUGCCGACUCGAGCGAGUCGACCCGCAUCUCCGUCCUUCAGAACACCCUUAGUCAACUACGCCUGUCAAAUAUCGCAACAUUAGAUGCGCUGAUGACACACUUUACCCGACUUAUCGAGCUCACAUCGGCCGACGAUGCCUAUGUUGCUGCUCUGGCUACCUCUCUCGCACCCUGCAUAUUGCGGCCAAAGACGGAGACCUCAAUGACAAUGGAAGAGAAAUUCUCCUACCGCCUCAUCCGCGAUCUUCUCGCUCACAAAGAAGCCAUAUUCACGGAACUGAAACGAGCCGCAGCUUCGCUCAGUCACAGCGGUAGCGUCACGCAGCGACCCCGUGCCGUUAGCACCGACGAAAGCAACCGAAAAGCCAACAUGGAAGCACGUUCUCGCGCAAUCAUUGCUGCGGGCGGUACACGAAGCAGAGCAACAAGCCCGCAGCCCACUCCUAGCCGUGGUGGCCACCGUCGAGAUCGUAGCUCAGGGCCGGCAGAAACCAGAUUCCCGAUCGUAGCCUCGCCAACCACGUCAGACCAAACGAGACAUACAAGAACCGCCACCAAUCCGAGUACCAGACACAGUCUCGAGGUACCUGACACUCCACCCAAGAUGGCUGUUGAAACAUUCAAUGGGACAGCAUCGGCAACGGUGCCUAUGAAAUCCCUGACUAAUGGCUCUGGGGGAAAGAGUAUCACGAGUGCUACCUAUAUGCCCGGCAUGGAUGAUGGAAUCGACGGACCUGUGAUUGAGGACGCUGGUGUAGAAAAGCGAAACAGUCUCGGGCGAUCGGGAGCCACCAGCGGAAACAGAUUCUCAGGCGGCAAGCCCGGCGCCCUGAGUCGGAUGAGCCAGGACCAAGCCAAGCGGGAUAGCGUGGGCAGCGCUCAGGGAAGUGAUGAUGGAGCAAAAGUGGGCGUGAGCCUGACGGAUAAGCCGAUGGAUGACUGA
This is a messenger RNA of Amorphotheca resinae ATCC 22711, 2655 nucleotides long. RefSeq lists its product as hypothetical. Lineage: Eukaryota; Fungi; Ascomycota; Leotiomycetes; Helotiales; Amorphothecaceae. Gene Ontology annotation, biological process: cytoskeleton organization; small GTPase-mediated signal transduction. The transcript is spliced from 4 exons. Gene Ontology annotation, molecular function: GTPase activator activity. The record is from RefSeq and is a predicted model, not a curated record. The coding region runs from base 1 to 2655 and encodes 884 amino acids. Gene Ontology annotation, cellular component: cytoplasm; cell division site; plasma membrane.